This is a messenger RNA of Orbicella faveolata, 1227 nucleotides long. RefSeq lists its product as uncharacterized. NCBI's taxonomy places the organism in Eukaryota, Metazoa, Cnidaria, Anthozoa, Scleractinia, Merulinidae. The record is from RefSeq and is a predicted model, not a curated record.
AUGCCUCAGAAUUGUUGUGUUCCAGUGUGUAAAAAGAAGGUUUACGUCGAAAACGGGGUAAAGAUUUCUUUCCACAGAUUUCCUGAAGAAGGAGAUUUAUUUAUGAAAUGGAUCGUCGCUAUUCGAAGAGAUAUAGGCCAGCAUUUCCAAGUGACAACGCACACAAGAGUUUGCUCGAGACAUUUCAAGCCAUCGGAUUAUCUUCCUUCACUUGCGAGGCGUAAAAGGACUUUAAAACCUACAGCAGUACCCUCUGUAUUUCAUUGGAAGAAGGGAUCCCCGGUAAAACGGAAGGCGCCAACGAGGAGAAGUCCGAUCAAGAGGAAAAAGGCCAAAGAAACGACAACUACGAACGCUGAUGUACCCACGUGCGACUCCACGUGCGACAUGUUUGUGGAGCCACAGGAAACUCCGUUUCUCUCGUCGAUCGCAGAAAAUUUGGAAAAUACUACAGUAGACCGACCAGUUGGUGACUUACAAAGUACAAUUCGUGACAUUCAAAAUGAAAAUGAACGGCUACGUAAAGAAAUCCACCAAGUCACGACUUUAAAAGAAACUUUUAAGUUGGAAGUGGAUGAAUUGACACAUCGAAUCAGCGUACUACAGGCAAGAGUAGUCACACUAGACAGAUUCGUAUCAGAUAAGGAUGUAACUUUUUAUACAGGAUUCCCCAACAGAAUUGUGUUUGAAAGCGUUUUUGAAUUUUUGGACCCUGGAAAGAACGGCGAAAACAUAAGUUACUGGCAUUCUGAUGACUCUACAGUUAAUAAUCAGAGGUGUGAUGAAGAUGCCCCCAAGCAGGGAAGACCAAGACAAUUAAACCCAAAGGAAGAAUUUUUUUUUAACUUGUGGCCAUCAAGGGCCAAAGUUGACCAAAACAUGCCCGCUGACUUCAAGGACAAAUAUCCAUCUACCAGCUGCAGGGUCAUCAUUGACUGUACAGAGAUCCGCUGUCAGAUGCCUAAGAGUCUUCGUCUGAACAUCGAACUUUUCAGCUCAUAUAAAAUUCAUACCACACUGAAAGGAUUGGUUUGCAUUUCACCUGGAGGUGCUAUAACUUUUAUUAGCCAGCUCUAUACUGGCCACAUCUCUGACAGAGAGAUUGUCACAAGGUCAGGGUUCCUAAAUUUGCCAUUUGACAGAGGAGAUUCUGUCAUGGCAGAUAAGGGGUUUACUGUAGAGGAUCUUCUCCCCCUUGGAGUCUCCCUGAAUAUACCACCUUUUUAG